Racocetra persica is the source of this 186-nucleotide messenger RNA. NCBI's taxonomy places the organism in Eukaryota, Fungi, Glomeromycota, Glomeromycetes, Diversisporales, Gigasporaceae. The record is from the annotation of a GenBank genome assembly.
AAUGAUUUUGAUCAAAGUGGUUCUAGUUAUAAUUCUGCAGAAUUAAUCAUGGAUGAUAAACUUGUAGCACGUUCUUCUAAUAGUGAACAAUCAAAACAAGUCACACCCAAUCAUGAGUCUUUUUCUCAAAUUUCUUUGGGGUUGCUUUCGCAAGAAGAACAGGAUAUAUUAUUUGGGGCUGAUUAA